Molecule: messenger RNA, 381 nt
Organism: Angiostrongylus costaricensis
Lineage: Eukaryota; Metazoa; Nematoda; Chromadorea; Rhabditida; Metastrongylidae
Source: the annotation of a GenBank genome assembly
AUGGCAGUGCCAGCGGUCACUAGCGCAGAUCAGCAGCUUAUCAAUAAGUUCGCUCGCCUUCAUCAAAAUUUCAUGCAGGUGAAGGAAGAUAUUAAGGAUCUUUCAAAUGACUUGUUGAACAUCAAUGAAGCUGCCGACGAGUUAAUGUUGUUGAGUCCUGAAGAUAGUGAAUCUAUUCCAUUUCGGAUUGGUCAAACCUUUGUGCAUUUUGAUAGUGACACUUUGGCGAGUAAACUUGAGGAUUUGAGAAUAGAUGCAGAGCAUACGAUUAGGAAACUCACGGACAAAAAUUUAUCUUCCCAGGAAGAGAUGGAGAAUCUGAAACGAAUACUUUAUGCUAAGUUCGGUGAUCGCAUUAAUCUUGAAUCUGACAAGGAUUAG